Messenger RNA from Cynara cardunculus var. scolymus (artichoke), 2775 nucleotides. RefSeq names its product delta-1-pyrroline-5-carboxylate synthase-like. The record is from RefSeq and is a predicted model, not a curated record. The transcript is spliced from 20 exons. NCBI's taxonomy places the organism in Eukaryota, Viridiplantae, Streptophyta, Magnoliopsida, Asterales, Asteraceae. The coding region runs from base 270 to 2423 and encodes 717 amino acids. Gene Ontology annotation, molecular function: glutamate 5-kinase activity; glutamate-5-semialdehyde dehydrogenase (NADP+) activity; ATP binding. Gene Ontology annotation, cellular component: cytoplasm.
AAUCAUAUCUUAUCAUGCUCUCCACAUCUCUCUAGUACACGUCAGGAGUUUCCCCCGAUUUUUCUCAUUGGUCAAUCUGUCAUUAGUUUGUGGGUGUCUGUUGAUGACUAUAGAUAUAGCGGCCCUGUAUAUAUAUGCGGAUAUAUCGGUUUCCAGAUAGUGAAACCCUACGUUAGAGUCUUGCACGAGUUUCCUCAUCUCUCUCCGCUUUCAGGAAGAGGGCAGACGCCAAAUCAAAACACACACACACAGAGCUUAAACUUUCAACAAUGGCCGCGAUUGAUCCAACUCGGGGGUUCCUUAAAGAUGUUAAGCGUAUCGUAAUCAAGGUCGGGACGGCUGUCGUCACCCGAGAUGACGGAAGACUUGCGCUUGGAAGGUUGGGAGCUCUGUGUGAGCAGAUUCAGAUACUAAAUUCUCAAGGAUUCGAGGUUAUCCUGGUCUCAUCAGGUGCUGUUGGUGCUGGUCGACAGCGGCUUAGAUACAGGAAAUUAGUCCAUAGCAGCUUUGCCGACCUCCAGAAACCACAAGUUGAGCUUGAUGGCAAGGCGUGUGCAGCUGUUGGACAAAAUGGUCUCAUGGCACUUUAUGAUACAUUGUUCAGUCAGCUGGAUGUGACAUCAGCUCAGCUUCUCGUGACCGAUAAUGACUUCAGGAGUCCAGAGUUUAGGAAACAACUUACUGAAACAGUGGAUUCACUAUUGUCGUAUAAGGUUAUUCCCGUAUUUAAUGAGAAUGACGCUGUUAGUACUCGUCGAGCUCCAUAUGAGGAUUCUUCUGGUAUCUUCUGGGAUAAUGACAGUUUGGCUGCUCUACUAGCUUUGGAGCUAAAAGCCGACCUUCUUGUUCUGUUAAGUGAUGUAGAUGGUCUCUACAGUGGCCCUCCAAGUGAUCCUCAGUCAAAGCUAAUUUAUACGUACAUUAAGGAGAAGCUCGAGAAUACAAUUACUUUUGGCGACAAGUCAAGGCUAGGAAGAGGCGGAAUGACCGCUAAAGUAAAAGCUGCUGUUUAUGCUUCACAGGCUGGCAUCCCUGUCAUUAUAACGAGUGGCUUUGCCGGGGACAAUAUUAUUAAAGUUCUCCAAGGACAGCACAUUGGUACACUCUUCCAUCAGGAUGCUCAUACAUGGGUCUCAAAUGGAGAGUUAAAUGCACGUGAGAUGGCAGUAGCGGCAAGGGAAAGUUCCAGGCGCCUUCAGGCCAUGCCUGCGAAAGAAAGAGCUAAGAUUUUACUUGACAUAGCUGAUGCCCUGGAAGCAAAUGAGAAAGUGAUCAUACAUGAAAAUGAAGCUGAUGUUGCUAGUGCGCAAGAUGCUGGAUAUGAAACAUCAUUAGUCUCUCGGUUGGCUCUGAAGCCUGGAAAGGUCUCUAGUCUUGCGAAAGCCAUACGCGUGCUUGCAAAUAUGGAAGAACCGAUUGGACAAGUAUUAAAAAGAACAGAGCUUUCAGAUGGAUUCAUUUUAGAUAAGACAUCGUCUCCUUUGGGUGUCCUGCUUGUUAUCUUUGAGUCCAGGCCUGAGGCGCUAGUUCAGAUAGCAUCAUUGGCUAUCCGAACCGGGAAUGGGCUCCUAUUGAAAGGGGGGAAGGAAGCAAGACGGUCCAACGCAAUCUUGCACAAGAUUAUUACUACAGCCAUACCAGAAAACAUUGGUGCAGGACUAAUCGGACUUGUGACUUCUAGAGAAGAUAUUCCUGAAUUGCUUAAGCUUGAUGAUGUUAUCGAUCUUGUGAUUCCAAGAGGCAGCAACAAACUUGUCUCUCAAAUCAAGUCUUCAACAAAAAUUCCUGUUCUAGGUCAUGCUGAUGGAAUUUGUCAUGUCUACGUUGACAAAUCUGCUGAUAUGGAGAUGGCAAAGAACAUAGUUUUGGAUGCAAAAACAGAUUACCCAGCAGCCUGUAAUGCUAUGGAAACACUUCUUGUUCAUAAGGAGCUGAUGGAGAAUGGUGGUGUUAAUGAGCUUCUCAUUGAACUUCAAACUAAAGGGGUUAGCAUAAAUGGUGGACCAAGGGCAAGCUCAAUGCUUAAUCUUCCACCAGCACCUUCAUUUCAUCACGAGUAUAGUUCAAUGACUUGCACCAUUGAAAUUGUGGAUGAUGUGCAUGCUGCCAUUGAUCAUAUACACAAGCAUGGAAGUGCACAUACUGAUUGUAUUGUUACAGAAGACCGUGAAGUUGCGGAUGUCUUUCUACGUCAAGUUGACAGUGCUGCGGUAUUUCACAAUGCAAGCACAAGAUUUAGUGACGGAUUUCGCUUUGGUCUUGGCGCAGAGGUUGGUAUAAGUACCAGCAGGAUCCAUGCUCGCGGCCCAGUAGGAGUUGAAGGAUUGCUUACAACACGGUGGAUUGCGAGAGGAAACGGACAAGUGGUGGAUAAUGAUAAAGGGGUUGUCUAUACUCACAGAGACCUCACCCUGCAAGCUUAAAACUAUGUUUGUUUCAGUGGUGAGUUGAAGCUCUCGAGUAUGGCAAAAAAAAACCGCUACCUGAGUCUGUGCUUAUGAAGUUGAAUGAAAUUAAGCUAUAAAGGGGGAAAAAAGCAGAUAAGGGAAAGAUGGUCCGGGUGUUGUACCAUAAGAUUUGAACGGCUUUGGAAUUGAAUGCGUUCGUGACUUAAGCGGACCAGGCUGUGAACACAAGUAUUGGUUGAUUGAUUAUUAUGGAUGGAACAAAUAGGUUUAGUUUUGGGUCUAAUUUGGUGUAGUGAAGUGAAAUACUACUCAUACCGUCUCUUGUUAAAUUUAUGUGUCCUUAUAACUUAAUGGUGGGUUUCUUUCA